Molecule: messenger RNA, 498 nt
Organism: Necator americanus (New World hookworm)
Lineage: Eukaryota; Metazoa; Nematoda; Chromadorea; Rhabditida; Ancylostomatidae
Exons: 8
Coding region: 1-498 (165 amino acids)
Source: RefSeq, a predicted model, not a curated record
AUGAUUGGCUACGCUCGAAGCGACACGAUGGGCCAUGACUGUUGGGAUCAGGUUGCUUCCAGUUACAUUGCAAGUAAAAAGAACGGAAAGCUUAUCGAAGAGGAAGAAAAUUGCGAAAGAAUGCGAGCUGGUGCGGAUACAGUUAAUUUCGGAUGUUGUGCUCUGAGCCCAAACGCGUAUGUCAUUGUUGCCUCUGUUAUAAUCCUUUUAUUAGGAAUUCUGAUGGUUCUUGAUUAUCCUGGUUCAUGGUAUAUGCUUGUCGUUGCGGUUAUCAUACUUGCACUAGCGAUAGUUGGGUUUCGGACCAACAAGCCACUUGUGUAUCUUAUUUUGGGUAUUAUUGUGAUCGUUCUUGCUAUACUCGGAGUUAUACACACAGUUCUGUUCAUUCUAAACAAUGGAUUCACUCUUAUUCCGAUCAUCAACAUAGUGUUGAACAUUAUUUUUAUCAUCUUUCUAGUCCAUUUGGCUUAUGUCGCAUUUUCACUUCGAGGCUGA